Messenger RNA from Dipodomys spectabilis (banner-tailed kangaroo rat), 1509 nucleotides. It is a transcript of the gene Chkb, whose product is annotated as choline kinase beta. Gene Ontology annotation, cellular component: cytoplasm. The transcript has 11 exons. The coding region runs from base 138 to 1304 and encodes 388 amino acids. The record is from RefSeq and is a predicted model, not a curated record. Gene Ontology annotation, biological process: CDP-choline pathway; phosphatidylethanolamine biosynthetic process. Gene Ontology annotation, molecular function: ethanolamine kinase activity; choline kinase activity. Lineage: Eukaryota; Metazoa; Chordata; Mammalia; Rodentia; Heteromyidae.
GACCACCGUACGGAAAGAGCCGAGUGCGGCUGGGGAGGCUAGAGCGGCCGGAAGUGGGUCGAGCGGGGCCGGAAGGAGCCGAGCCCUCCCAAAGAGAGCAGCUUGCAGCAGGGCGUUGGGCCUGUGGAGUCCUCGUUAUGGCGGCGGAGGCUUCCGCUGCGUGCGAAGGCGGGGCUGUCAGCGGCCACCCGGCCGGGUGCCCGGACGCGGCCGCCAGCCGGCGGCGAGCCUCGUCGCUGUCUCGUGACGCCGAGCGCCGAGCCUAUCGCUGGUGCCGGGAGUACCUGGGCGGGGCCUGGCGCCGAGUGCAGCCCGACGAGCUGCGGGUCUGCCCCGUGAGCGGAGGACUCAGCAACCUGCUCUUCCGCUGUUCGCUGCCGGACCACCUGCCGAGCGUCGGCGAGGAGCCGCGGGAGGUGCUGCUGCGGUUGUACGGGGCCAUCCUGCAGGACGUGGAUUCCUUGGUCCUAGAAAGCGUAAUGUUCGCCAUCCUUGCAGAGCGGUCGCUGGGGCCGCAGCUCUAUGGAGUCUUCCCAGAGGGCCGCCUGGAACAGUAUCUCCCAAGCCGGCCAUUGAAAACCCAUGAACUUCGAGAGCCGCUGUUGUCAGCAGCCAUUGCCAUGAAGAUGGCCCAAUUCCAUGGUAUGGAGAUGCCUUUCACCAAGGAACCUCAUUGGUUGUUUGGGACUAUGGAACGGUACUUAAAGCAGAUCCAAGACCUACCUUCCACUGACCUCCCUCAUAUGAAUCUACUGGAAAUGUACAGCCUGAAGGAUGAGAUGGGCAACCUCAGGAAGUUGCUAGAUUCUACCCCAUCACCAGUGGUCUUCUGUCACAAUGACAUCCAGGAAGGAAACAUCUUAUUGCUCUCAGAGCCAAAAAAUGUUGAUAGCCUCAUGCUGGUUGAUUUUGAGUACAGCAGUUAUAACUACAGGGGCUUUGACAUUGGGAACCAUUUUUGUGAGUGGGUUUAUGAUUAUACUCAUGAAGAAUGGCCUUUCUACAAAGCACAGCUCACAGACUACCCAACUCGAGAACAGCAGCUUCAUUUUAUUCGCCAUUACCUGUCUGAGGUAAUGAAAGGUGAGACUCUUUCUCCAGUGGAGCAGAAAAAACUAGAAGAAGAUUUGCUGAUAGAGGUCAACCGGUAUGCUUUGGCUUCUCAUUUCUUCUGGGGUCUGUGGUCCAUCCUCCAGGCAUCCAUGUCCACUAUAGAAUUUGGAUACUUGGAGUACGCCCAGUCUCGGUUCCAGUUCUACUUCCAGCAGAAAGGGCAGCUGACCAGCUUCCACUCAUCGUCCUGACCAUCCAACUUCAUUCCUCAACUUUCUUCUUGGAGCCUCCAGGGCAGGACCUUGGAGGGAAAGACAAAGGGCAGGAGUCCCUGGGGACUGGACUUGUGUCCUCAAAUGAGACUGAUUGAGAAGGCUGACCUCUCCCCCAGAUUGUAUAGUUGCCCAAAGUGGGCGCCUUUGGACUGUGUACCUUAAUAAAUGAGCUGUUCCUUCA